CACAAGUGCCGCAAGACAAGCUCACGGGCUCUAUCUCUCUUUCUUGGAUUUAGCUUAGUCCCACAUAAACAUACACACACAGUACUGUUCUCUCUCUCUCUAAAAAAAUGGGUACCAAAAGAACUACUCCAAUGGCUACCAAAAUGUUUUGCAUUUUCUCACUCAUGCUCCUCCACAGCCCAAUUCAUGCAAGACCCAUCAAAACCAUUGUUGUCCUUGUGAUGGAGAACAGGUCCUUUGAUCACAUGCUGGGUUGGAUGAAGAAACUGAACCCAGAAAUCAAUGGUGUCACUGGCUCUGAAUGGAAUGCACUAUCUGUCACUGACCCAAACUCCAAGCGAUUCUACUUCAACAACCGGUCCCGAUACGUGGACCCUGACCCAGGCCACUCUUUCCAAGCCAUACGUGAACAAGUGUUUGGGUCUAAUGACACCUCAGCUAACCCACCUCCCAUGAAUGGCUUUGUUCAACAAGCUUUCUCUAUGGAUAACACUACCACCAUGUCUCAAGAUGUCAUGAAUGGCUUUGACCCCGACACCGUUCCUGUCUACAAAGCUCUCGUCUCUGAAUUUGCAGUGUUUGACAGGUGGUUUGCUUCAAUACCCACCUCGACACAGCCGAACAGGCUUUACGUGCAUUCAGGAACUUCAGCUGGAUUAACAACCAACAUCGCCGCAGAACUAUCAAAGGGACUCCCACAAAGAACAACGUUUGAAGACCUUGCCGAUGCCGGAAUAUCCUUCGGCAUAUACUACCAGUCUCUACCCACAACCCUUUUCUACAAAAACCUAAGGAAGCUCAAGUACGUGGGCAACUUCCAUGAAUACGACUUGUCGUUUAAGAAUGAUGCAAAAAAAGGCAAGCUCCCAGGUUAUGUUGUGGUGGAACAGCGUUACUUUGACAAUAAAUUGUCCCCAGCCAAUGAUGAUCAUCCAUCACAUGAUGUGUACAACGGUCAAAUGUUUGUGAAGGAGGUGUAUGAGACACUGAGGGCUAGCCCACAGUGGAAUGAAACCCUUUUGGUGAUCACGUAUGAUGAGCAUGGUGGGUUCUAUGAUCAUGUGCCUACACCAGUGAGUGGGGUCCCUAACCCUGAUGGGAUUGUGGGACCUGAACCUUUUCAUUUCAAGUUUGAUCGAUUGGGUGUUAGGGUCCCUACCAUUGUCAUCUCUCCUUGGAUUAAAAAGGGCACUGUUGUCCAUGGGCCCAAUGGUUCACCAUUUCCAACAUCAGAAUAUGAACACUCAUCCAUUCCAGCAACAGUGAAGAAGCUUUUCAACUUGUCCUCACCCUUUCUAACCAAGAGGGUUGAAUGGGCUGGCUCCUUUGAAGGACUUGUCCAAACAAGAAAAGAACCCAGAACUGACUGCCCAGUUAAACUUCCUACUCCAGUGAAGAUUAGGAGUACUGAGGCUAAUGAAGAGGCCAAGGUGACUGAAUUCCAGCAAGAGCUAUUGCAGCUAGCGGCUGUCCUAAAAGGAGAAAAUGUCUUCACAAGUUUCCCAGACAAAAUAGGGAAGGGAAUGAAUGUUAGGCAAGGGAAGGAGUAUGUAGAUGAUGCUGUAAAACGCUUCUUUGAGGCUGGGCUAUACGCCAAGAAAAUGGGAGUUGAUGGAGAACAAAUUGUCCAAAUGAGGCCCUCUCUCACUACAAGGCCAUCAAAAUCUCCAAGCAAAAAUCCAUAAAGAGGAUGAUGCUAAAUGAAAAAAAGUGAUAGAAAUAUUUGUUGAGAAAACUGGUAGUGUAUCACUAGGUACAUAUGUACAAAACUACUACUAGUUCUUUGUAUCUAUUCAAAUUGAAAGAAAGGUGAAAAAAAUGAUAAGGUAAAAGAUAGAUUACUGAAUAAAACUAUUUAUUCUUUACAA
Quercus robur (English oak) is the source of this 1868-nucleotide messenger RNA. RefSeq names its product non-specific phospholipase C2. Gene Ontology annotation, biological process: phospholipid catabolic process. Gene Ontology annotation, molecular function: hydrolase activity, acting on ester bonds. The transcript is spliced from 4 exons. NCBI's taxonomy places the organism in Eukaryota, Viridiplantae, Streptophyta, Magnoliopsida, Fagales, Fagaceae. The coding region runs from base 108 to 1685 and encodes 525 amino acids. The record is from RefSeq and is a predicted model, not a curated record.